AUGGCGACUAGGAAUGGAAAAUUUGACUCAAAAAACUUCAAUAAAGUAGUCAUCGAUGACAUUGAAGGAAGCUCUUCAAGCUCAUCAGACGAUGAAGGUCCAGAAUUGCCAAAAGAACUCAAACAGGUCCCAAGUACUUAUGCUUCCAGCUUCCAGAGGUCAAGAAAAUGCACCUGUUCAAUACCAUGCUGGAAGAAUUGGCUGAUUAUUUUGGGAGCUUUCAUAAUAAUAUAUAAUCCUUUGCAUAAAUUUCAUUUUGCUUAUUUAUGGUAAAUUGAUUUUAAAAUGUCAAAAAAAUUUUAACAUACCAUAGACUCAGUUUUAUAUGUAAUGACAUGUCAAAAUUUUUUUGACAUUUUAAAAUCAAUUUACCAUAAAUAAGCAAAAUAAAAUAUUACCAAUACAUUAUAUUAUAUAUUCCUCGGACUUUUUAUGUGGGCGAUGAUGGAGCCGAUGCUUUAUGAUACAUACACAUGCAUGGUAGUAUGGGGAUGCAUUUGGGUAGCCUUCGUCUUGGCAAUUCUUGUUGUGAUUAUUCGGAGACAGCAUAUACUUAAUUUGGAACAAAAGAGAUUAGAAGAGGAGGAAAGACGUGCAGAAGAAGAGAGAUUGAAGCCAAUACAGGUGAAGAUAGAUGAAGAAAACCAGUAA
Blepharisma stoltei is the source of this 651-nucleotide messenger RNA. NCBI's taxonomy places the organism in Eukaryota, Ciliophora, Heterotrichea, Heterotrichida, Blepharismidae. The record is from the annotation of a GenBank genome assembly.